Molecule: messenger RNA, 499 nt
Organism: Zophobas morio
Lineage: Eukaryota; Metazoa; Arthropoda; Insecta; Coleoptera; Tenebrionidae
Product: coiled-coil domain-containing protein 12-like
Exons: 4
Coding region: 92-499 (135 amino acids)
Cellular component (GO): post-mRNA release spliceosomal complex; U2-type spliceosomal complex
Source: RefSeq, a predicted model, not a curated record
CCUGGAUACAAUCUUUUUGUCUCGGCGAUACAUUACGCUUUCUGUUAAAGGACAAUCUCUUUUUUAUAGCUAGUUCAGCCGUAGUUAUCAAAUGGCCCCUUCUGAAGAAGGUCUUGAAAAGUUGCUUAAGUUUAAGAAUUAUUCCCCCCGAGAUCCUACUUUAGCCUCUUUAAAGCUAAUGAAUCCUUGCCAAAUGCAAGUUGAACUAACUGAAAUUCGCAAAAAUGAUAAUAAUGAUGAAUCUAUUCUCAAUAAGGAUAUAGAUUUAGGCAGUUUGGCGCCAAGAAAGAUUACUUGGGAUUUAGAAAGAGAUUUAGCCAAAAAAUUUCGGCGUUUAGAGAGGAAAACCGGCAAAGCUAUUGCGGAACUCGUUAAAGAAAGACUGCAGGGAGAGAGGAGUGAUGACAUUGUUUAUGUGUGUUCUAUGUGCCAGCAAAUUGUACUGAUCCUGUAUAGGAAAUUUUGUUGGCUUCUAGCUGGUAUGCGCGCUUGCACUUAG